ACCCCUCGCACGAAAAAAAUAUCUGACGCCCUCGAUCUAUCCGCUACCACGACCGGAACCACGCCCCAGGCGCCACCGAUCCCUUCGCCGGCGCCGAGAUCCUAGAGGAGGCGCCGCCGCCGAGAUCCUAGAGGAGGCGCCGCCGCCGAGAUCCUAGAGGAGGCGCCGCCGCCUUCGCUGCGGACCUCCAGGUCGCAGUCAGGACACCGCUGCCGAGGUCCGCCUUCGACUGGAUCCCUUCGCGUGUUCAUGGUCACCACGCUUCGUCUCUCCGUCCGCCGCCGCACUGCCUUCCGUCCAUGGUCGCGCUACCUGCCCCGCUUCUUCCUACCGCUUUUCCAGCUCACCGCGACGCCACGCCGGGAUGGAGAUCGAGGAUGAGGUGAGGAGGGCCAAGGGUUCCUUCCGCCUGAGAUCGAGGACGAGGUAAUGAGGGCCGAGGGUUCCUUGCGCCCGCUCAUCUCCCAGAUAGCCCUCGCGUGUGCUAGGGUUCCUCGCGCCGCUGCAGCAUAGGAGCUCCUCGAUCAGCCCCGCCUCCUGCUGUUGCGCCCCUGCUUCCCUCUCGUAUUCGCCGCCUUCCUUGGUGGUCACCGCCUUGUGUUUGGUGAACUCAACAGCCCUUCACAGGCUACAACCUUGGUCGAAUUCGGUUGUCUUCCUCCACUCCGUUCACCUGCCGCCGCGCCUUACCCCUCCACUCAUGGUGAGCCCCUACAGUAGGAAGAUUGGCUUAUGAGUUGGUGCAUACCUUCAAGAUCAAAUCAGUUGUUUGUUCACGUGGUGUUAACUGGUGUGGUUUUAUUCUAUUGUGAAUUUUUGAUUGUGUGCAAAGGGGGCAUAUGUUCAACUGAUUAGAUCAGUUUGUUAAAUGGAAUGUGUUAAAAAGUAUACCCGCUCUUUCACAUGGUUACUGGUAAGCAAUUUUUCUCUGCCACUUCUCGUGAUGCAGGAUGGAAUUGGAUCCAGACUUGGUAGUUUGAAAUUAUUCUCUGUCGUAAGUUGCAUAUCCUAAACAAUAAUUUAUGACAUUUCAUUUUCGCUCUUAUGAUAUAAAGUUCAGUGUUACUUUCAUUCUGUUUCAUGGUAAUGAUGCGUUGUAUGUGUUUUAGUGAAUGGAGGAAUCUGAAAAAACAUAGUGAUUUAACCUUACCCUGUUAAAUGCUUAUAUGCAUGUUCGUUCUGUUCAAUUAAAGAUAACCAUGAUUAUAGGAAUAUUAACAUGAUUCUCACCACCCUUCAUCCUAAUUUGUAAUGCAAAUAGUUGACUAAUGCUGGAUCUUGCACAGCCAACUUUCCACUUUUAUCACAAAGGUGAGAAGGCUAGCGAACUGGUCGGUGUCGACAUGAAGAAGCUUGAAGCUGCCAUGCAAGGUCCAGAAAUUUAUGGAUGACUGUUUAUUUUACUUGAGAAGAAGUAAUUGAUGUGUUCAAGAACUGUCUGAACUGUCAUUUUCAUGAGCCGAGGCAGCGAUAGGGCGGUGCAGCUGGACCUGGAGGUUGCCCCAUGGGCCCAUCGCCAUUGGUUGAGGUGAAGUAGGUGAAUAAGAAGGGGGUGGCGACGAAGGUGGCGGAGUGGCAGAUGGCGGAGGUGGAGGAGAUCAACAAGUAAUUCAAGAGGGAGGUGGUUCUCGUCAACAGCUCAGAGAUGGAGCAGGUGAUCAUGAAGGUCAAUGGAAGGAUGGUGGAAAGAUACUGGCAAUCCGCUGUGGACGACAUGCAUGAAAAAAGACUGAAGGAUGUUUUAUGUCCAUGUCGAAAAUGCAAAGGAAUAGUCAGGCUCGACCCCUUUGAGGGUGGCACAUUCAAGGCGCACCUGCUCAUGCAUGGUUUCAUGCAUGGCCAUACUCGAUGGAUAAGUGAAGAUGAUGAUGAUGAGGAUGUGGACGGGGCAGGAAAUAAGGACAUGGGGCCACCAGACGACGAGAUGACCGAUUAUGUGCCCGAAGAGGAAGACAGCCUCGGAAAUGUCGAUGGCGAAGAGGCAGUUCAAGGCGGAGAAGAUGCGGACACGCCGCCGUCUUCAUCGCUACUAAGUUCAGUCGUGCGGGACCCGCAUGUUCGAGACCUGCUUCGCAAGAAGACGACUAGCGACAGAGCUGCUUCUAGAGAGGAGGCCAAACUGGCGCAACUGGAGGUAGACUUGAUGACUCCUUUGUAUGAUGGUUGCAAUCCCGAGGUGACCCGCUUGAGUUUCACACUAGAACUUCUAAAUACGAAGGCAAAAAACAAAUGGACAGAUACAAGCCUGGAUGAGCUUCUGAAGUAUCUAAAGAAGGUUCUUCCCGCGGGAAGCCUGUGUCCUACUAGUGUCGAGGAGGCAAAGAAAAAAUCGUGUGCCCUCGUGAUCUGCCACACAUUUGAUAUCACAUAUGCAUCAAUGACUACAUCAUAUAUCGGAACGAGCACGCGGAAAAAAACCAUCUGUCCAAAGUGCAAUGCUUCACGAUAUAAAAAGGCCGGAAAGAAAGCUCCACAGAAAGUUGUAUGGUACUUUCCGAUCACUCCGCGUCUACAGCGGUAUUUCGUAGAUCCUAAGGAAGCAAAGCUUAUGCGCUGGCACGCGGAGAGGGUGAAGCCAGAUGACGGAGAUGAGCCGGAGGUGAGACACCUCCCAGAUGCUAGCCAGUCGAGAGCAUUAAAUGCUGAAUUUGAUUUUUUUCGCAAAUGAUCCAAGGAACAUUGUGCUUGGCGCUAGUAGUGAUUGCGUGAAUCCAUUUGGCAACCAGAACACCAAUCAUAGCACAUGGCCCGUGUUUGUAUGGAUGUACAACCUCCCCCUGUUGUGCAUGAAGGGAAAAUACAUACACAUGGCUAUGCUUAUUCAAGGGCCGAGACAACCGGGAAAUGAUAUAAAUUUGUAUCUCGGGUUACUGAAAGAGGAGCUACAUACCUUAUGGACAACGCCGGCCAAGACAUGGGAUGCAAGCAAA
Molecule: messenger RNA, 2930 nt
Organism: Aegilops tauschii subsp. strangulata
Lineage: Eukaryota; Viridiplantae; Streptophyta; Magnoliopsida; Poales; Poaceae
Source: RefSeq, a predicted model, not a curated record